Messenger RNA from Anoplophora glabripennis (Asian longhorned beetle), 3304 nucleotides. RefSeq names its product zinc finger protein 142-like. The record is from RefSeq and is a predicted model, not a curated record. Bases 267 to 1697 code for a protein of 476 amino acids. Gene Ontology annotation, molecular function: DNA-binding transcription factor activity, RNA polymerase II-specific; RNA polymerase II transcription regulatory region sequence-specific DNA binding; zinc ion binding. Lineage: Eukaryota; Metazoa; Arthropoda; Insecta; Coleoptera; Cerambycidae. The transcript has 5 exons. Gene Ontology annotation, cellular component: nucleus. Gene Ontology annotation, biological process: regulation of transcription by RNA polymerase II.
AUGUUUAUUGUUUAUACAGUUUAUUCAAUAUCUGGGAAAAAAAUAGUUAUCAUAGAUUACAGAGAGUUAUUGUUAUACAUUCAGUAUCAAAAAUAAAUUGUGGAAAUGAGUGGUUUUGGGGAAAGGAUUUGCAGGUUAUGCCUCGGUGUUAGCAUCUUCUAAAUGUAAUUUUUGACAAGACAACACCAACAUCAUUCAGCAGUUAUUUAGAACUAUCAGCUAGGAUCAUUGAAACAGAUUUCCCAAAUUUUGACGAAACGCAUAUAAUGUGUAAUGCUUGUUCACUGAAGGUCACAGAAGCUUUCAAUUUUAAGACAGUGUGUCUCUACACUAAUGAUACUAUAAUUGCUUACGCCCAUGAUGAUGAAUCAGGAUGUUCUAUUGACCUAAGAGAGAUUUAUGCAAAGGAAACAGAAAACACACAAUCAAUAAAUACAUUAAAGCAUCAUAAAGUUUGUAGGCUAUGUAUGCAGCUAAUAACAGACAAAUUUAUAUCUGUACAUGAAAUGGAGGUUGAUAUGAUCGAAAAGUUUAUUCCAGAAAUAAACUUCAAUAUUGUGAAAGAUCAAGUUAUUUGCAGACCAUGUUUUGAUUCCUUCAGUGCCCAUAGUAGUUUCAUAAAGAAAUGCUUAGAACUAGAAGAGAAAAUUAAGAGUAUUCAUAAUGCAGAUGCCUGUGACAGCCUAAUCAGGAUGCCAUCAUUAGUUCCGUACAUAAAAUCCGAGGAGAUUGAUAUAAAGUCUGAAGUAAGUGAACAGGAAGAAGAAUUGUUGGAAACUUAUUCUACUACACCAAAACUUGAACAUAAAGAAACAUUGCAAGAUAAUGAGUAUGGUAACGGACCUUCAAAUCUUUCAUUUCACAAUUUGGAACACAAGGAAAUUUCUGAGACAAAAAAAAACAAGCAUGUGCCUAAAGGACAUUUAAGAAAAUCUGAAAAGGAAGGGUCAUAUAGCACCAACUUACAUGAAGUGCGAACAUACAUGUGUGAUUUGUGUGAUUUUACAACCAAAUAUAAGGAUGGUCUUAGAAUCCACCAGCUGAGACACGCAGAUCCCUCGAAAAUAGACAUGUAUGAAUGCAAUUUGUGCGAAUAUAAGACCAGAUAUAAAAACAUACUUAAGCGUCAUCAUUUGACACAUGUGGAUCCUUCAGAGGUACAAUUUUACAAGUGUGGUUUGUGCGAUUUUAAAUCGAAAUACAAACACAGUCUUAGUCUUCAUCAGUUGAAACAUGCGGAUGCUUCCGAAAUGCCAAUGUACACAUGUGAUAUGUGUGAUUUUAAUUCCAAAUAUAAAAACAAUCUAAAGUUUCACCAGCUGAUACACACAGCGGAAAUAUACAAGUGUGAUUCAUGCGAUUAUAUUACCAAACAUAAACACAGAUUUAGACUUCACAAAUUAAGACAUACUGACGCUCCAAAUGUGCGAAUAUACAGAUGCGAUUUAUGUGAUUUUUUGACAAAAACUAAAUACAGACUUGAACGCCAUCAUUUGAAACAUACAGACUUUUCAAAAGUGCAAACGUACACAUGUGAUUUUUGUAAUUUCCAAACCAAAUAUAAGUACAGUCUUAAGACCCACCAGUUGAAACAUGCCGAUCCUUCAAAGGUGCGAAUGUACAAAUGUGAUUCAUGUGAUUAUAAGUCCAAAUAUAAAGGUCAUAUUAAGUCCCACCAGUGGAAACAUACUGUCUAAAAACAUAAAAUGACGUCUGAUUAUUUUUGAAAAUUUGAUGCAUGGCUGGAUUCAACAAUUCCUAACUAACUUCCAUUUUCCUAAUUUGAACAUUAGUGAGUUUACUGAUUCUGAUAAUCUAAUUGCUAUUAAUAGAUUAAACAAAUCAAAUAACUACAUUGACAAAUGUAGGAAAUGUAUUUGCUUGUAGUAUGUAACAUAUAUUUUUGUCCUGUGCUUAUAUCAAGUGAUCUUUCGUUAAUUCCGAACUUCAAACCCAUUUUAUGUAACUUCGUGAAAUAUUUGAAGAUAUUUUCAUAUGAUAAAAUUUACCACCAUAGACAAAAUAUUACAUUGCCCUGGUUUUUAUGGAAGACAUCAUAAAUUUGGAAAUAUUUUUCCUAUAUGUUUCUAAUGUUACUGGUAACCAGGGUCAGGUGAAUACAAUCUACACUGUGUUUUCUAAGGCCAUCGAUCGAAUAGAUCAUGGGAUUUUUGUCAAUAAACUAAAGCUAUUUUAAUGAUAAAUUCUUAACAAUAUUUAUAUCAUAUAGUAAAAGAGUGCAAUAUGCAGUAUACAAUUUAAUUAAAAAUAUUUCUGUUCUGCAUCUGGGGUUCCUCAAGGAUCGAACCUAGGAUCUCUCUUAUUUUUAAUUUUCGUCAAUGAUGUACCAAUGUUAUCGAUUGUAAUAUGGUAUUAUUUGCAUAUGAUUUAAAGAUGUAUCAAAGUGCGAGCUCUUUAAAGGAUUGCGUAUUUAUACAGUGUCAAAUCCGAAAACUUGAAACUUGGUGCUAUGUUAAUAAAUUGUAUUCAAGUGUUCAGAAAUGCAAAAACAAAGCAUCCCAUAUAAAGCAUAUAAAGUCAAUUUGAUAGUUUUAUACUGUUGUCUAGUUAUAAAAGACGUGUGUAUUAUUGGAUAAUAAAUUUAUAUGAGGAUUACAUAGCAUAUGAUCUUCAUUCUGUAUUAGAUAUUAUUAUUGGUAAUUGUAUAUUAUGUUUUCAGAAUAUAUAAGCUUAAAGGUUCUUUAAUAUUCCUUGGUGGGAUCGAUCUUGGAUUUGAUGUCUAUUUUAGAAUUAUUAUAAAAUAUGAACUUAUAGACAAUGUGUGAAGUUUUUGAAAUUUUUAUAUUGCGAAAGAUAUAACUUAACCAGAAAAAGAAUACAAUUAUCAAAUGCCCUUCGCUUCAACUGCGGGAGUCAAUGAGCGCGAGCAUUCAUUUCCAACCAAUCACGUAGAGUGAGACAGCAAGUACUGAGAUACUGUCUGUCUCUCUCACACACUCAGCCACACUUUUCGCAAUGGCAUGCUACCUCCCAGUAUAGUAUAUACUCGAAGGUAUGAACUACAUUUCUGAUCUAUAUCUAUUAUGUUAGGAAUGUAAGUCUGCAUUUAUUAAAAUAUGUUAUAUGUGUGGAACCAAAAAUAAUUUAUUUUUUUUACUUAACCAAAAUUUAUUCAAAAAUAUAUGUAGUUAUAUUUAAGUGGAGGUCGGGUUUAUAAACGUUUUAUAUUACGUAUUUUAUUUAUCUAUUAAAGUUAGAUGGUAGCAGAAAUAAAAAUAAAGAGUAUUUAUUUCCUUAUUUAUUAAUAUUAAUAUUCACCAAUUAUUUCUUGAAGAAUUGUAGU